GCUCGCGCCAAAACGGCCCCGCGCCAAAACGGCCCAGUCUCAUAGGGUUGUUCCUCGUCGGGUGAAGGGUCUGUGAAAAUUUUGGAGAUGCAUCGUUAUGAGGCCGGGUUAACUGGGGAAAAUUAUUCUGGGAAAAAUAUAAGCUGUAUUUCUCUGUCUUAAAGUGGUAUUUAUAAGAAAGGGUGUAUGGAGAACGGCCAAAGGUUGGACAUUUUUUGACAUUUUGGGCAUUUUUUCUGAUUGGACAUUUUUCUGAUUUUAAAGGCGUAUUCUCAACGAUUUGCGUAGCUUUGCAAAAUUGGACGAAAAACGAAAUUUACGCUUUAAAGAUAAAGAAGAAAAGGAAACAAAUGAAUUGUCUGUUGAUGUUCAAACACGUCUUAUUUUGCUUAAAUGGAUUAACAGUUCUGAAAUUGAUCGGGUUGAAGGUAUGAUUAACAGGUUUUUUUUCUUACUCAUUCCCCAAUAAGAAUAUCAAAUUGAUCUGAAAAACUAACAUAAGAGAACUAUUGGGCUGACUUUUAAAAAUCAGAAUAAGCAUGAAAAAAAUAUGGGAGGGGACGAUCACCGGUAAUUUGUGAGGGAAAAUUAAGGCUAAAAAUGGUUGACAAGGAACCAUCUUGAACUUCGACCAAAAAUUUUGCGAUGAAACAUACACUAUUGUGUAGAGCAUGGUCGAUAACCUAUUGCCAAUUUUUGGCUUUUUUGGCCCUGACACCCAAAUCGAAAAGUUAUAGGGCUUCAAAAAUUUCGACUUUUGGAGCACCAGGGAUUUGGUAAAAAAUAAUCAAGACUAAAAAUGGUUGUGAGGGGGAUUGGGAAUGACACACAAAAAAUAGGGACGUGUCAAAAAUAGAAAAUUGGGUCACAUUUUCACUACAAAGGUAUUAUUGCAACUGGAAAGGAAUCGGCUGUUUUACAUGCUGUUUCUGAUGGAUGUUCAAUGUCUCAACAAUGUGGUCAAAGUUCAAAGGAGGAUAUGGAUGUUCCCUCGAACAUUGGUUCUGGUCAAGUGCAUUACGCCGUCAAGGUUUAUCGAACGACUUUAACCGGUUUCAAAAAUCGUGCAGAAUAUGUAAAGAAUGACUUUAGAUUUAAAAAUCCUCGUAGUGUAAUGAAAGUUUGGGCUGAAAAAGAAUUUAUGAAUAUGAAAAGACUACGUAGAUCAAAUAUAAAGUGUCCUACUCCAAUUAAAUUGAAAAAACAUGUUUUACUAAUGUCAAUGAUUGGAAGUUCAAUACCCGCCCCUCAACUUAGAGAAAUUCAAUGGGAAUCAGAAGAAAUGAAAAUUGAUGCUUUUGCUCAAGUUCGACAGAUUUUGGUUCAAAUGUACAAGGAAUGCAAUUUGGUACAUGGCGAUUUGAGCGAAUUUAAUUUGUUGUACCACUCUUCUACUGUUUAUGUAAUUGAUUUGGCUCAAGCAAUGGAUUUGUCUCAUCCGUCUUCUCUUCGUUUUCUUCACAGGGAUAUUAGUAUAUUUUUUUAUUUUUUAUGGGGGGCCUCCUUAUAG
Meloidogyne enterolobii is the source of this 1510-nucleotide messenger RNA. NCBI's taxonomy places the organism in Eukaryota, Metazoa, Nematoda, Chromadorea, Rhabditida, Meloidogynidae. The record is from the annotation of a GenBank genome assembly.